AUGUUGCGACAAUUGACCAGACAAAUAUGCCGGUCAGGAGGUAACCUUAAAAAGGCCUUUGGACAAAGGACAAUAUCCACAACCCAGUGUCUACGUGAUGGCAGUGAAGGUAAGUGCUUUGCUUUUUAUUGCUUUCCAAAAGGUCAAGCUGAGGAGAAAACCGUACUGGUGGACAAGGAGAAAAACAUUACCAUGAUUGGCAUCAAUAGGCCGCAACAGAGAAAUGCCAUUAAUGCCGCAACAGCAGCCAAGUUGUGUGAAGCGUUCAGUGCCUUCGAAGCAGAUGAAACCUCACCCAUUGCUGUGCUCUAUGGUGUGGGUGGUAGUUUUUGUUCGGGUUUUGAUAUUUUGGAAAUGGCUGCCAAUGAUGAGGGCAAAGUAUCCAUGGAAAUGUUAAUGAUGCCUGAAGGCUCAGUGGGUCCCACCCGGCGUCAUUUACACAAACCCGUGGUGUGUGGCAUCAAUGGUUAUUGUGUUGCCAACGGCUUGGAAUUGGCCCUGAUGUGUGAUUUACGUGUUAUGGAAGAAUCGGCAGUGUUGGGAUUCUUUAAUCGUCGUUUUGGUGUUCCUGUCAUUGAUGGAGGCACUGCUCGUCUACCGGCUAUGAUAGGCUUUGCACGUGCCCUCGAUCUGAUAUUGACCGGGCGGCAAGUUAAUGCCGAGGAGGCACAUGCCAUUGGUUUGGUCAAUCGUAUUGUACCCACUGGAAAUGCUUUGAUUAAAGCCUUGGAAUUGGCUCACACAUUGGCGAAAUUCCCACAAAGUGCCCUGAAUCAUGAUCGGAAUUCGUUGUAUUCCUCAGUUUUCGAAGCGGCCAAUUUCCAUCAAGCUAUACAAAAUGAAAUUAUGUAUACAUCCAAGGAUAUGAUCGAUCAAAUGAAGGAGGGCAUCACAUGGUUUACUCAAACCUUCAAGGACGACAAUCGUGAUUCAUGGUUGAAACGUGACAAAUCCAUGGCCGAUUGGGAUGAUCAGCAGGUCGCUGAAGCCGCUGCCCAAAAGGAGGCGGAAAAACAAGCCCAAGAACGUGCACGAAUUGAAGAAGAGAAACGCCUUAAGGAGGAAAAAGAAAAGAAAAAAGCCGAAAAGAAGAAAAAAUCCGAUGAACCUGAACCAACACCAAAAGAAUAA
Musca vetustissima is the source of this 1131-nucleotide messenger RNA. RefSeq names its product probable enoyl-CoA hydratase. The coding region runs from base 1 to 1131 and encodes 376 amino acids. The transcript is spliced from 3 exons. The record is from RefSeq and is a predicted model, not a curated record. NCBI's taxonomy places the organism in Eukaryota, Metazoa, Arthropoda, Insecta, Diptera, Muscidae.